CGCGCGCCGGCAGAGGCGCGGCGGGUGCGGGUGGGGGCGGCAGCGGCCGCCAUGGUGUCUCCCGGCGCCUCCGCCGGCCGGCUGGGCCCCGCGCUGCCCUUCCUGCUGGUGCUCCUCGACCUGCAGUACCAGGGAGCUGAGUGUGGAAUAAAUGCAGAAGUAGAAAAGCAGCUUGAAAUGGGAAAGAAGUUAUUGGCUGCUGGACAGCUAGCAGAUGCUUUGUCUCACUUUCAUGCAGCUAUAGAUGGAGACUCUGAUAACUACAUUGCUUACUACAGAAGAGCAACAGUGUACUUAGCCAUGGGCAAGUCUAAAGCAGCGAUUCGUGAUUUAAGUAAAGUGGUUGAAUUAAAGCAGGACUUCACAUCAGCAAGAUUACAGAGGGGACAUUUACUGCUCAAGCAAGGAAAAUUUGAUGAAGCAGAAGAUGACUUCAAAAAUGUGCUCAAAUCCAAUCCCAGCAAUAAUGAGGAGAAAGAAGCCCAGACUCAACUGACAAAAUCUGAUGAGCUGCAGCGCCUGCAUUCACAAGCAUUAUCUGCCUACCAGAAAGAGGAUUACAAAGUUGCUAUUGAUUUCCUUGAUGAAAUCUUGGCAGUUUGUGUUUGGGAUGCAGAGCUACGGGAACUUCGAGCUGAGUGUUAUAUAAAGGAAGGGGAACCAAGCAAAGCCAUUAGUGACUUGAAAGCUGCUGCAAAAUUAAAGAAUGAUAACACUGAAGCCUUCUAUAAAAUCAGCAGAAUAUAUUAUCAGCUGGGGGACCAUGAAUUAUCACUCAGUGAAGUCCGGGAGUGUCUGAAACUGGACCAAGACCAUAAGCAAUGCUUCUCUCUUUAUAAGCAAGUAAAGAAACUCAAUAAGCAGAUCAAGUCGGCAGAGGAAUUAAUCAGAGAAGGCAGGUACGAAGAUGCCAUCAAUAAAUAUGAUUCUGUAAUGAAAACUGAGCCAGAAGUCCCCAUUUAUGCUACUCGUGCCAAAGAGAGGAUCUGCCACUGUUUAUCAAAGAAUCAGCAGGCUACAGAAGCCAUAAAAGUUUGUACAGAAGUUCUGCAGCUGGAACCAACCAACGUGAAUGCCCUGAAAGACAGAGCAGAAGCUUAUUUGCUAGAAGACCUGUAUGAAGAAGCUAUUAAAGACUACGAGACUGCUCAAGCCAAUAGUGAAAAUGACCAGCAGAUUCGGGAGGGGCUAGAACGUGCCCAGAGGAUGCUGAAGCAAUCACAGAAGAGGGAUUACUAUAAAAUCUUAGGAGUAAAAAGAAAUGCUCGAAAGCAAGAAAUCAUAAAAGCUUACAGAAAGCUGGCAUCCCAGUGGCACCCUGAUAACUUCCAGAGUGAGGAAGAAAAGAAGAAAGCUGAGAAAAAGUUCAUUGAUAUAGCAGCUGCUAAAGAAGUUCUUACUGACCCAGAAAUGAGGCGGAAGUUUGAUGCGGGAGAGGACCCACUGGAUGCAGAGAGUCAGCAGGGCGGGGGCAACCCUUUCCACAGGAACUGGAACACAUGGCAAGGAUUCAACCCUUUUGGUUCUGGAGGAGGACCAUUUACAUUCAAGUUCCACUUCAGUUAGAGCCAAGACUGUUUCUGGUGGCUGCUGCUGUUUUUUUACUUAAUUCAUUGAGAAAUACAAAGUCUAUCAGUUCAGGACCCAAAAUCUUAAUUUCUACUGUUGUCCUUAAUCCAGAGUCUUACUGCACUAGAAGCAAGCUCCUUCUCUCUUUUAGUAUUCAAAGAGUUUGCUUUGUGGUGAACUUGACAAGCUCAUACUGGUUGGGGGGAUUUAUUACUUCCUAUGUAUUUGUUGUGGAUAUUCAGGACGUGUUUAUUCCUAUGGACGGAAAAAAACAGAGGCUACUAAGGACAACCUAAAUUUAAGGACUCAAGUAUAUGCUUAAAGGUAAAAAUGCAUGUAAAUAUUUUUCUGAAUCGGGGCUUAAUAAAUGUGGAAAGGGUAGUUAAAAUAGUCUCAGCGUUAACAAAUUAUUAGUCAUUGUGCUCAGCAGGAUGAUCCAUCUCACAGUAUUCUUAAAAAGAAACCCUAGUGACCACCUGCUGUGUUCCUGUCUGCCGUGCCAUAGGUGGGGUGAGGAGGUGCCCACUGACUGACUGAACAAUCACCCUGAAAGAAGAUCACUUGUAACUAGUCGUGUUUGAAAAUGUCUACUCAGUUCAUUCAUUAACCUGCAAUUAAUUGGGAUGAUAUCCUUGGGCAUAACUGUCAAAUAUGAAAGUAAACAAAAAAAACCAACACAAAACAACAAACAACUCACGGUUUUUCAAAAGACUUUUUUUUCUGAAUGUGAUUUGGGAUGUUGAGGUAUCACUUUUGAGUAGUUUGCACUUUAACCAAGUAUCUGCUUGAGAUUUGAGAAAAAAAUGGAUGCGACAUUUCCCCAGCUAUGCAGCAAUUUGUUACUUCUCUGUACAUAAGCUCAGAAGAGAUGUGGGUUGUGAGGUUGACUGAACUGCAGACUCCAGCAGUACAACCUCAUUUCUGGGUGGUGAUGCAACAGGGAGUUGAUACCAUGUGACAUUGUUGGAAGGCAUGUGAUGUGUUGUGCAACAGCUGCAAGGCUGCAGGAAACAACUGCCUGUGUGCAAAAAGAGGGACUAACUUCCCAUUAGCCAAAAGUCUGGUUUCUUUUUCCUAUAUGCCCACAACUAAAAUUGGUUUAAUGUCUUGAUCAGACUUUGUUGAAUGCCAUGGGAGGUAUUGCCAGGACUGUAGCUGCUGGAAGUGAAUAGUCUUCUCAUUCUGUAACCGAAUAGAUCAUAAUUACUGAUGAGUUUCAUCAGCAGCCAUUUGCUUAGAAGGCACCGCUUAGUUCAUCAGUGUUUUCUUGAUUGGAUUUUAACUGGAAAACAAUCAGCGGAUAGGAAUCUUCUCUUACUUCAAUUCAUGGCACCUGAAAGCAUAAGCAGCCUCCUCAGUGAAACAAAUGGCAUUGGUGAAUAAGGCCUUCAGUCCGACAGUGGGUUUGUUGUGACUGUAAUCGGAGUUGCUAUUGGAGCAUAAGCCUUGUCUCCUCCUUUACAAACAUCAUGAGGCCCUUUGGCUUUGAAAAAUGGUUUUCAACAGCAAUGGAAAGGUCAAUGUGUGUUCAGCAGAAAUUUAUCUUCAACCUGAAGCGUGUAUGUGGUGGUUUCUAAGAGUUUGUGGUACAAAAACACCCCACCAGCCUGUUACAAACUCCAGUGACACACAUUUUCCAAGUUGAAUGGCUUUCUAGAAAUGUGAGUUACGCUUUUGACCUGUCUGACAGCUUUUUGUUCAAACUCUGUAGAAGGAUGCUCAGGAUCCUGUUCAUGCCAUUCCAGGCUAGCAAGGUUCUUGCAGGACCUUCAGGGCUCAGACAUGGGAACUUGCUGCACAACAACCAACCUGUCAAGCCGUGGUGUCAGCUGAUGCAGGCAGCUCUGCCCACCAGCUCUCUGCUCACAGUAAGGAGGAGAUGGGUAGAGGUGGCUGUCACACACAUGGAUUUCUCUUGGCUGUUGUCAGCCCUCUGUCCCCUGGGAUGAUCUGGACACAGUCCUGCUGGCUGUGGGCUGGGCAACAGCUCUGUGGAUUGCUGGCUGUGUAUGUGUGUGUGAGCCAUUGCUCUGCAUAAACUUGUAUAUUGGGGCUGUUUUUAAAUUAACAUUGAGUGACCAGUGUCAGCAGUAUCUCAUGUUGUGUAGGUACAUGAGGUUGGUCAGUUUUGGGAAGUCACAAUAAACACCACGGAUCAGCCAUGUUUGUGUGUUAGGGAAGUGCUAGAAAUGAAACUUUUCUGAAAGGAAUACUUUGUUUUUGUUCUCAUCCCUUUCUUCUAAAAGCUAUAGCUGAGACAAUUGUCCCCUGGUUUUUAAAUUUUUUUUUAUUUUUUUUUUUAAGGGAAGGAAUAAGGUGGCAUCUCCUAAGUAAAUUAUUCAUACAAGACACGGAUGUUUGAGCAGCGUGUCCUUGUUCCUCUAAGGCAAUGAGCAGUUCUGCACACUGGAAGUGGUCAGGAACAAAAAGGAUAAUGUUCAUUUUGAGAAUGAACAGGAAAGGGACAAUUAGCAUUAAGAAAAAAAGAAGGCUUGAAUGUAGUCAGUAGAAGAAGGAAGAUGAUUAAUGCACAAAUGCUUCUCAUAGAUUUCUUCUGUGUCAAAAACAGUGUCUUGAAAACAAAACAAACAAGUGACAAUGGAGAGUAAGGCUUUCUCAUGUUAAGCAGCUGCUGAUUACCAGAAUUGUCAUCCCUCCAGUGCUGUUCUUAAGGGAGUAGAUGCUGGCUUUUAGCUCUGAGGUACUUCUGAACAUGCAGAAAGACAAACUUGUGCUGAAGAGAGAGAGAACAUUUAGAUUCCGAGGGUCCCCAGCUACAGUGAUGCGUGUCCUGAUGUGACUUGGGAAAAUGAAGCUCUGGGAACACACUGAGCGUUAAUGGUGCAAGCAAAUGUGUGGGGAAGCAGAGUUUGCCUUUUUAUUUAUUAGUGGGUGUCUGUAGUGCAAUAAUGUUCAAUAACUGAACAUUAAAAUAAAUGUCUUGGUAUUUUGUAAACCCCGAGAUGUGCAUGAAGCAUUGCUGCAAUAAUUGGCCUAUACGUAGAUGCGGACUUGCUUGGUUGAAUUCUCUCUCUUUUAAUCAACUAGUUUCCAACUUUUUAAAAUGAAGGGGGGCAUGUGCAUAUUUUACUUGAUAUAUGCUUAAUACUGAUGUAUUAAUAAAUCAGUAUUAAAACAGAUUCAAAGUGAGCUAUUAAGAGCUCACACUUGUGACAUACACAGAAAAUGUGUCAGCUUAAACUUUUUUUUUGUUUUAAAUAAGGCUUGUUAUUGAUUCAGUUUUCAGACCAGUGCUUGGAAUAAGAAUUAUUCUUCUGUUUAGGGCUGUGAUUUGUAGGAGCUUUGCUGGAAACGAACCAGUAUAACAUAGGAGGUUAGUUGUAUUUAAAAGUGCCUUAUUUAUUGUAAGGUAUUGUUUGUUUGCUCUGUAAUACACACUUCUAUCCAUAGAAUAAUGAAAAACCCAGGAGAAUAAUUUUUUUUUUUUGCCCUCAGCAAAUCUCAAAGUAGCAGUUUUAUGUUUUAGGAAGGAUAAGUAAAGCUAGCGAGAGUUUUAUCAAAUGUUUCAAAUUAUAAAAUGUCUUUAUAUAAAAUCGUAAAUCUAAAAGCAAGAACUGUUUUUUCUAGAACUGUGGGAGUUAUUUUAUGGUAUUUUUCACAAUAAAGGUAUUUAUGAUGACGAGAAAGCA
This is a messenger RNA of Apus apus (common swift), 5219 nucleotides long. It is a transcript of the gene DNAJC3, whose product is annotated as DnaJ heat shock protein family (Hsp40) member C3. The coding region runs from base 52 to 1566 and encodes 504 amino acids. The transcript has 12 exons. The record is from RefSeq and is a predicted model, not a curated record. Gene Ontology annotation, molecular function: misfolded protein binding; protein-folding chaperone binding. NCBI's taxonomy places the organism in Eukaryota, Metazoa, Chordata, Aves, Apodiformes, Apodidae. Gene Ontology annotation, cellular component: endoplasmic reticulum. Gene Ontology annotation, biological process: protein folding in endoplasmic reticulum.